GCAGUGGCACGGUGUUGAAGAAGCGCGCUCAGGGUCGGCUCAGCGAGGUCUUUGCCAAGGCAGCGACGACAGCCGGCCUCCAGCAGCGCCAUGAGGCCCGCGGUAGUGCUCGCGCUCCUGCUGGUAGCCUGCCUGCUUAUAGAGGCUGAAGCCACCAAGAAGAAGCUCAAGAAACUCAUUCUGCUCAAGAAACUCAUGAAGAAAGGGAAAAUCAUCAUCCCACUGCCCAUACCCAUACCAAAGAAAGGGAUGGGGAUGGGUGGUGGCGGCGGCGGAGCCAUGAUGAAACUCAAGUCGCUGCUCGGGAACCUUGGCGGUGGCGGUGGAGGUGGCGGUCAUGGAGGCGGUGGCGGCGGCGGCGGUCACGGCGGCGGCGGAGGCAUGACUGAGGUUUGGAAGGUCGAGCUCAUCAGCAGCGGCGGCGGAGGUCAUGGCGGCGGUGGCGGCGGCCACGGCGGAGGCGGAGGUCACGGCGGAGGCGGAUGGAUGGGUGGCGGCGGCGGCGGCGGCGGAUGGGACAUGGGAGGGGGCGGCGGAGGAGGAGGCUGGUGAACCAGGAGGCCACAACCGAAUGCGCAGGAUGACUGCGACGGUGCCCCGCACAUUCAAACCUCAUCCUCAUUAUGCACCGUCGCGGUAGAGAAAGCCUCGGGCAACCUCAAGCCUUGGCGGGACGGCCCGCAACGGAUGCCACUGCCGUGUUACGGCUUGUGUGAAGAGACAGUCAGGAGUGUCCCUUUUGCCGCACCUCGCAAGCCCUUAUGGGCGCGCGCCUCGAAGAAAGACUGGAGAAAAGAGCGACGUUGAGUACAUGAAUAAGGGCGUAAAUUCAGGCGGAGCCCGACUCCAGUUCCCCACCAAAGAAACGUUUCGAAAGCUAGACACAGGAGAAGAACAGCGUCGGUCGCGUAAAAAAAUCGCUCGCUGAUAUAGGCCAUGGGCCAGCUUGUCACGGAUCCAACGCAUAUCGCAACAUCCACGAAAGCACAUGUUGCCGGUGUGACACGGCGGUAUGCACUUUUCGUCAUUGAUAAUAUGCGGAAACAUAUGAAGGCGUGUAAAAAAAGAUACCGGAACAAUUAGAACGCCACUGGAGCAUAACAUUUAGGAAGAAAGAUAAAAGGACGAGAUGCGGCAGAGCGUGCCGGUGAAAAACAGUCUAGCCUGUUUUAGGGCAACCAGAAAGUACAGUGUGGAUCAGCCGGAGCUAUCACCGCGAAGGCGUACUCGAAGCUAACGUAUUCGGUCUCUGCAACACUUGUUCAAAUAGUCGCGCACAUAUGAGUCAUGUGCAGCGAUUUGUAAGAUACUUUUGUCACCAUAGUCAUUGCUGUUCCUGUUCAUAGAAUUUGUUCACAAAUGUGCUUUGUACCGUAAGCGAAAAAAAAAGAAGAGUUUGAUUCAACGAAAGAAGGCUCUCCAUUUACUACAUACAUUCAACAUCCACACAAUAAGCAACCAACGCAUGAACGUCCAAACCAAACGCGAAAUGAAGCUGUAUACGAAUGGAGCUUCCUGGCACUAAACAACACACUGAUCAUUCAAUUCAGUGAGCUUACCUGCGGCGAAGGCAAGAGGCAAUUCUGUCAAGGAUAGUUACAUGCAAUUCGAACAUCUCGUAUUGGGUCUUGUAAAACUAUCCAGAGGACAGCAAGGAAGUGACUAUGUUGACACUGGAUGAGCGCAAUGACGUCUGCACAUUACCCGUUUUGCAGUCACUUUUGCACAGCGCAUGCACUCGUUGUCACACACAUUUGGAGGUUCCGAUAUGUCUGACCGCGAUCGCUCUCACGAAUCCUUUAAUAGUGGGUCUUACGAGGUCAUUGAAGCCCGCGAAAUAUAAGACAAUAAUGUGUACCUCCUGCAAAUUAUUACCGAUGCGAUAUUGCAAGUAAAAAACGUUUCCAGAUUUCUUUCUCGGUGUCCAUAGCCAAGAAACGUUUACUAUAUCCAAUAUAGAGACUGCAUGUUCCUGAACUCUUGUCAUUUUAUUUUAUCUUUUAUUUGCCCUAAAUAAUGAAAAACAAGAAAAUAUUAAAAACUUUACGUUCACCUUGGA
Dermacentor albipictus is the source of this 2059-nucleotide messenger RNA. RefSeq lists its product as uncharacterized. Lineage: Eukaryota; Metazoa; Arthropoda; Arachnida; Ixodida; Ixodidae. The record is from RefSeq and is a predicted model, not a curated record.